GCAACACGAGGCUCAUUUGUGCACCUUCUCCACUGUUUCUAAAUUCUAUCUAAACUUUUAUCCUCUUCAUCUUCUUCUUUAUUUCCUUCAUUUCUUCUUCGUUAAACCCUAUAAUAAUUCUCCAUUCCAAAAACGCCGUCGUUUGCCGCAGCCAUGAAACCUUCUCUCUUAACAACCUCUUCUCCGACGUCAUCCGCUCCGCCUUUUCUCUCCCCUCUCCGUCUCACGACCCCGUCAUCUCUUACCCUCGAUAAACGACGCCGUUACCGAGUUUCAAUUCCUCGGAACUCAUCGGACCAAUCAACUGAUGCCACGUCGGACGAUUCUACUACCUCAGAUAAAUCCAGAGUGUUUGGAGGGAAGAGAGAGCUCACUGGAAUUCAGCCUGUGGUGGCUAAUCUGUCACCGCCUGUUAGAUUAGCAACCUCAGCUAUUAUUCUUGCUGGUGCUGUUGCUGCUGGUUAUGGAUUAGGGUUUAAGUUUGGUAAGAGCCGUAAUUUAGCUUUAGGUGGCGCUGCUGGUGCUGGUGCUGCUGGAGCUGCUGUUGCCUUUGCUAUUAAUUCUUGCGUCCCUGAAGUUGCGGCGACCGAUUUGCAUAAUUAUGUUGCGGGAUUCGAUGAUCCAAAAGCUGUUAAAAAGGAGGAUAUUGAGCAAAUUGCCAAAAGAUACGGUGUGAGCAAGCAGAACGAGGCAUUUAAUGCCGAGCUUUGCGAUAUUUAUUGCCGGUUUGUGUCAUCUGUCCUCCCACCGGGAAGUGAAGCGCUUAAAGGAAAUGAAGUUGAAACAAUAAUCAACUUUAAAAAUGCAUUGGGUAUUGAUGACCCUGAUGCUGCCAAUAUGCAUGUUGAGAUUGGUAGGCGGAUUUUUAGGCAAAGGCUUGAAACUGGAGACCGUGAAGGUGAUAUAGAGGAGCGACGGGCAUUUCAGAAGUUGAUUUAUGUAUCAACUCUUGUUUUUGGAGAUGCAUCAUCUUUUCUUUUACCUUGGAAACGUGUAUUCAAGUUUACAGACUCUCAGGUUCAGAUUGCAAUUCGUGAUAAUGCCCAGAGGUUGUAUGCUUCAAGGCUGAAGUCUAUAAGUAGAGAUAUCGAUGUUGAGGAGCUUGUAAGCCUCAGGCAAGCACAACUUCAGUAUCGACUUUCUGACGAGCUUGCAGAGGACUUGUUCAGGCAGGAAAUGAGAAAACUAGCUGAAGAGAAUAUAUCAGCAGCAUUGAAUGUCCUAAAGUCCCGGACUAAAGCUGUCGAUGGUGUCAAGCGGGUUAUAGAAGAGCUUGAUACAAUAUUGGCAUUCAAUAAUAACCUUAUUUCAUUAAAGAAUCACGCUGAUGCAGCUUCCUUUGCCCGUGGUGUUGGCCCAAUAUCUUUACUAGGUGGCGACUAUGACAAUGAGAGAAAGAUGGAUGACUUGAAGCUCCUUUAUAGAGCAUAUAUCACAGAUGCUUUAUCUGGUGGUCGUAUGGAAGAAAAUAAGCUUGCAGCAUUGAAUCAGUUGAGGAAUAUAUUUGGUUUAGGGAAAAGGGAAGCAGAAGCAAUUACACUUGAUAUUACCUCAAAGGCAUACCGUAAACGACUUGCACAGGCAGUUUCCAGUGGUGACUUGGGAAAGGCAGAUAGCAAAGCUGCCUUCCUUCAAAAUCUGUGUGAAGAGUUGCACUUUGAUGCAGGAAAGGCAACUGCGGUACAUGAAGAAAUUUAUCGGCAAAAGCUCCAGCAAUGUGUGGCUGAUGGAGAGCUUAGUGAAGAGGAUGUUGUUGCUUUGAACCGUUUGCGUGUCAUGUUCUGCAUUCCCCAACAAACUAUUGACGCCUGUCACUCUGACAUAUGUGGCACUUUGUUUGAAAAGGUGGUCAAAGAAGCAAUUGCUUCAGGUGUUGAUGGUUACGAUAUGGAUGUGAAGAAGGCAGUGAGAAAGGCAGCUCAUGGCUUGCGAUUAACACGGGAUGCUGCUAUGUCAAUUGCCAGUAAAGCUGUUCGGAAGAUUUUCAUGAACUAUAUAAAGCGAGCACGAACAUCCGACAAUCGAACCGAGGCUGCCAAAGAACUAAAGAAAAUGAUUGCAUUCAAUACGUUGGUUGUAACUGAACUGGUGGCUGACAUUAAAGGGGAAUCUUCUGAUACUCAAUCAGAAGAACCUUCAAAGGAGGAAGAGAAAGAUAUUAAAGAGGAUGAGGAAUGGGAUGAUGAAGAGUGGGAGUCCAUCGAGACUCUUAGGAAAGUAAAGCCCAGUGAGCAACUUGCUGCGAAGAUGGGUAAGCCAGGCCAGACAGAGAUAAAUGUCAAAGAUGAUCUUCCUGAAAGAGAUAGGACAGACCUUUAUAAGACAUAUCUGCUAUACUGUCUAACUGGGGAGGUGACCAGGAUUCCUUUUGGUGCUCAAAUCACCACAAAAAAGGAUGAUUCCGAGUAUGUUUUCCUAAAUCACCUUGGUGGCAUUUUGGGUUUGACUGUAAAGGAAAUUGUGGAAGUACAUAGGGGCCUCGCUGAGCAAGCUUUCAGGCAACAAGCUGAGGUUAUUUUAGCUGAUGGACAGUUGACAAAAGCCAGGAUCGAUCAGCUUACUGAGGUACAGAAACAAGUUGGCUUACCACCAGAUUCUGCGCAGAAGGUAAUUAAGAGCAUUACAACAACAAAAAUGUCAGCUGCCCUUGAAACUGCUAUAAGUCGUGGAAGGCUUAAUAUACAACAGAUAAGAGAACUGAAGGAAGCAAAUGUUGAUUUGGACAACAUGAUAUCUGAGAGGUUACGAGAGAACCUGUUCAAGAAAACAGUGGAUGAAAUUUUCUCAUCAGGUACUGGUGAAUUUGAUAAAGAGGAGGUCUUUGAGAAAAUCCCUGCAGAUCUCAAAAUCAAUGUUGAGAAGGCAAAAGGCGUCAUUGAUGCGCUCGCAAAGGCAAGAUUAUCAAACUCACUAAUUCAGGCUGUGGCACUACUGAGGCAGAGAAAUCAUAAAGGAGUGGUUUCGACUCUUAAUGACCUGCUGGCUUGUGACAAAGCUGUGCCUUCAGAGCCAUUGACAUGGGAGGUGCCGGAGGAGCUAGCUGAUUUAUUUACAAUAUAUAUGAAAAAUGAGCCAGCGCCGGAAAAGCUGUCCCGCUUGCAGCAGCUGCUGGGAAUAAGCGAUUCAACAGCUGCUGCUCUCGGUGAGAUGAAAGAUAGAGUAUCAUCAGUUGGCGCAGAAGAAGAGGAGUUUGUAUUCUAACUGGCAUAAUAACUGUGUUAGACAUGCAGAAUUAGCGAGUGAUUUCAGGUUCUGCCCAUUUGAAGAUUAUGAUUCUUUUGGAGGGGUUGUUCCUAGUGUAACAUAUGUUGAUGAAAUUUUGAUAGGCACUAAAUUAGGUAUAGAUUUGUUGAAUCCACUAUUUCAGAGUAUAUUUGGCUUUCAAUAAAUUUCCAAAAAUAUGUUUAGUGGUUGUUGCUUAAA
Messenger RNA from Mercurialis annua (annual mercury), 3423 nucleotides. RefSeq names its product protein TIC110, chloroplastic. The record is from RefSeq and is a predicted model, not a curated record. Gene Ontology annotation, cellular component: TOC-TIC supercomplex I. Lineage: Eukaryota; Viridiplantae; Streptophyta; Magnoliopsida; Malpighiales; Euphorbiaceae. Gene Ontology annotation, biological process: protein import into chloroplast stroma. The transcript is spliced from 15 exons. The coding region runs from base 154 to 3201 and encodes 1015 amino acids.